UGUACCAUUCAAUCAAUUCAUACUUCUUCACUACUACUACUACUACUCUCUUCUAUUUUUUUUUUUUUUUAGCAUACCUAUCCAAAAAAGUUAUAUAGAGAAUCUCCAGAUAUUGUACAACUUGUUUCCAUUUUUCCUUGAUUCCUUCUUCUUUCUCUGUACUGUACUAUUAUAAUAUAGUACUAUAAAAUUAGCAUAAAAAUGGCAGAAGCAACAGCAGUAGUAGCGAAACCUGAAGCAGCUGUUGUUAAUUCUGAUAUGGCCACUAAGGCUCUAGCUACUGUUCCUCCAACAAAGCCUGAUUCUUCAACAAAGAAAAGUUCUAAGGGAUCUCUCGACCGAGAUGUUGCUCUUGCAAAACUUGAGACAGAGAAACGGAAUUCUUAUAUCAAGGCAUGGGAAGAAAGUGAAAAAAGCAAGGUGGAAAACAAGGCCCAAAAGAAGCUCGCUGCAGUUGGAACAUGGGAAAACACCAAGAAAGCAAAUUUUGAAGCUAAACUGAAGAAACUUGAGGAACAAUUAGAGCAACAGAAAGCAGAAUAUGCGGAGAAGAUUAAAAAUAGAGUAGCUGCACUUCACAAGGAGGCAGACGAAAAGAGAGCUAUGGUUGAAGCUAGAAAAGGAGAAGAACUUCUUAAAGCAGAGGAAAUGGCUGCCAAGUAUCGUGCUACGGGACAAGCUCCUAAGAAGAUUGGAUGUCUUGGAUGUUAAAGCUAUGAAAUGUUUGAUUCUCCUUUGUGAAUUUUAUGCUGAUUCUCUUUAUUAAGUGUUGUAAACGUGCUGAAUUUUCCUAGUUUGUGCAAGAAAAAUACUCAUGAAAGUUUUUAAGUGUCAUGAUAAGGAUAAUUCAUACAGGUGUAUGAGUUGAUGUAUAAAUGUCCCAAAGCUACAAUGUGUUGUAAUGCUGUCAAGAAUCACUUGGUGUUCCUAA
Messenger RNA from Capsicum annuum, 931 nucleotides. Its product is annotated as remorin. Bases 202 to 711 code for a protein of 169 amino acids. NCBI's taxonomy places the organism in Eukaryota, Viridiplantae, Streptophyta, Magnoliopsida, Solanales, Solanaceae. The transcript is spliced from 5 exons. The record is from RefSeq and is a predicted model, not a curated record.